UCAACAAACUUCGAGAAUUUUCAGAAUCUCCCUAAUUUUUGAUCAAAUUUCACUGAAAAUCUUAAAAAAUAAAUUUAAAAUAAAAUGGCACAUUACAAAGGAGCUGCUUCGGAAGCAGGUCGAGCAAUGCAAUUGCAGAAAAAGCGCGAAAUUCAACAGCAAGAUGUCGAAUUGCGGAAGAAAAAGAUCGAACAAGAGCUCAAAGUGAACAAUAUCGAGAAUAAAUUCGCUGCCCAUUACGAUGCCGUCGAAACGCAACUCAAAACCUCGACAAUUGGGCUCGUGACGCUCGACGAGAUGAAAUCCCGACAAGAGGAUAUCGUUCGUGAGCGCGAACAAAAGUUGGCAUUGAAGAAGGAGGAAAAGUUCAAGGAGAAAAAUAAACUUUUGGAAGCCAAGGAAGCGUUAAAGAACAAACAAAAACGCCAAAUUCAGACACUUUCCUUCAAUUUGGACGAAGACGAGGAAGAUCCGGAGAACGAAGAGGAAGAAAGUUCGUGUAGUAGUUGGAAAAAUGACAAAGAAACCCAUGUGAAAAAGAAAAUCAAGAAAAAUCCCGAAGUUGACACUUCAUUUCUACCUGAUCGCGAACGUGAAGAACAAGAAAAUAAACUCCGGGAGCAACUCCGACAAGAAUGGCAAGCGAAACAAGCACAGCUGAAAGACGAAAACAUCAACGUUACUUACAGCUAUUGGGAUGGAUCCGGGCAUCGAAAGACUUGCACAAUGAAAAAAGGUCAUUCCAUCUACCAAUUUCUCCAAAAAUGCCUCGAGACGUGUCGUCCUGAAUUUACCGAACUCAAAUCCGUCACCGCUGAUCAACUGAUGUACGUGAAGGAAGAUUUGAUUUUGCCGCAACAUUAUACGUUUUAUGAUUUUAUUGUCACGAAAGCACGCGGCAAAAGUGGCCCGUUAUUCCAAUUUGAUGCGUUCGAUGAUAUUCGAAUAACAAACGAUGCGUCGAAAGAAACUGUGGAAUCGCAUGCUGGCAAAGUUCUGCUGAGAUCGUGGUAUGAGAGGAAUAAACAUAUUUUUCCGGCAAGUAGAUGGGAACCUUUUGAUCCGACGAAAACGUAUGGAAAUCGAUACACAAUUAAGGAUAAUAAGGAAUAAAAAAGAUUUUAAAAAACGGAUUUGUGUGUGAUAAUUUUUGCAUUACAGUUAAAUUUUUGCUUUGGAUAAUUUUUUUUUGUUUAGAACAUCGCUUCAC
This is a messenger RNA of Culicoides brevitarsis, 1210 nucleotides long. Its product is annotated as protein FAM50 homolog. NCBI's taxonomy places the organism in Eukaryota, Metazoa, Arthropoda, Insecta, Diptera, Ceratopogonidae. Bases 85 to 1113 code for a protein of 342 amino acids. Gene Ontology annotation, biological process: chromatin organization. The record is from RefSeq and is a predicted model, not a curated record. The transcript has a single exon. Gene Ontology annotation, cellular component: nucleus.